AGUUUGUCAUUUGAUUUUGUGUGAAAAAUAUUCUAAACAUGGGUCGUAAGGGUAAAGCUAAUCCUUUUGCUGCUAAAAAACGUCAAAGGCGUGAAAAUCAAGGUAAAGACACACGUCCCCAAGGACCAUAUGAGGAAAUUGUACGGGACAAUGAAGCCUUCCUCAAGUACUAUCACAUGCAAAACAUAUGUGCCGAUGAACAGGAAUGGCAGCAAUUUUUGGCUUCCAUACGUGAUAAUUUGCCGGCUACCUUCCGUGUAACAGGUUUCAAGGGUGAAGCCAAAGCCUUGUUGGACAUAAUUGAAAAAGAUUUGUUUACCGAGUACAUUAAAGGUGUGGCAGAGUUACGUGGAAAAUCCGUAGAUGAAGUAGAGAAACCAUUGUGUUUGCCCUGGUAUCCCAAUGGCAUGGCAUAUCAAUUGGAUUUAACCCGCAAAGAUAUCAGAAGAUCAGAACCUUUGUAUCGCCUGCAUAAUUUCCUUAUUAAUGAGACAAAUGCCGGUGCCAUUAGUCGUCAAGAGGCGGUAUCUAUGAUUCCACCACUUGUAUUGGAUGUUAAACCCACCGAUAAGGUUUUGGAUAUGUGUGCUGCACCUGGCUCAAAGACAGCCCAAUUGAUUGAGGCUCUGCAUGCCGAACCGGAGAAAUAUAAAAUACCACCUGGUUUUGUUUUGGCCAAUGAUGUGGACAAUAAUCGCUGCUAUAUGUUGGUGCAUCAGGCCAAACGUUUGAAUUCACCUUGUUUUGUUGUCACAAAUCAUGAUAGUGCAUUCUUCCCGAAUUUGUUGCAAACUGAAAGUGAUGGCAGCAAAUCUAUUUUGAAAUUUGAUAAAAUCCUUUGUGAUGUACCCUGUUCCGGUGAUGGUACUCUACGUAAAAAUCCUGAUAUUUGGGGAAAAUGGAAUUUGGGCCAAGCCUAUAAUUUGCAUGGUGUUCAAUACCGCAUCACCCGCCGUGGUGCUGAAAUGUUGGAAGUUGGCGGCCGUCUAGUAUAUUCCACCUGCUCCCUGAAUCCCAUUGAAAAUGAGGCUGUGCUGCAGCGUAUUAUUGCCGAUUCCAAUGGUGCUUUGGAAAUUGUAGAUGCCUCACAUUUAGUGCCUGGUUUGAAAUACAUACCCGGCAUGACUAAAUGGAAAUUGGCUUCCAAAGAGGUUGAUGAAACCUACAGCAGUUUCGAAGAAGUUCCUGAAAAAUAUCACACCAUUAUUAGGCCAAAUAUGUUCCCAUUGCCAGACAUAGAGAAAUAUGGUUUAGAGAAGUGUAUUCGUGUCUUACCUCAUUUACAAAAUUCUGGUGGAUUUUUCGUAGCUGUUUUACACAAAAAAUCCCAGCUGCCAUUUGAGAAAAACGAUGUUAAAGAUUUGGUGGAUAAACCCAAACCUGAAGUAAAACUCGAUGAAGAGGGCAAGCCCAUUGAAGAGAAAUCUGUACCCUGGGGACCCCAACGCAAACGUAGACGUCUACAUGGCUACAAAGAAGAUCCUUAUGUUUUCUUCGAGGAGAAUGAUGCUGAUUGGUUGGAAAUUAAGAAAUUCUAUGACUUGGACGAUUCAUUUAAUAGUCGUUGCCUGCUGACACGUUGUAUUACCGAGAAAAAGAAAAACAUUUACUAUUGUUCGGAAUUAAUUAGGGAUUUGGUAUUACUCAACGAGAAUAAUAUUAAAAUUAUCAAUACGGGUGUGAAAUCAUUUGUACGCUGUGAAAAUCGUCAUACCCAACAUCCAUUCCGUUUGGCUCAGGAAGGUUUACAGACAACAAAUGCCUUUGUGGGACCCAGUCGUCGUAUUGUGGUGGAAAAGGAAGAUUUAAUUUUACAGUUAAAUUGUACAGAUCCAACAAAACCUCCCUCGACAACAGAGCUGAAAGAAGCAACCCAGCAGAGGUGUAAGGAAUUGAGUGUGGGUAGUUGCAUUUUGAAAUAUAGUGAUGAACGCUUUACCCUACACAUUGUUGGCUGGCGUGGUACCUCCAGUUUACGUGCCUAUGUUGAUAGCAGUGAAACCUUGCAUAUUUUACGUUUACUUGGUGCUGAUAUUAGUAAAUUUGAGGUUAACAAAUAUGAAAAAGCCAGAGAAGCUGCCGCUGCCUUGGCUGCUGCCGAAGAUGUAGCCGAGGAUGUUGCCAAGGCUGCUGAAGAGGUUUUGGAGGAAGUAGAAAAUGAUAUGAACGAUACAGCAAUAACAGAAUAAUUUAUAUAGGUUUUAU
Messenger RNA from Musca vetustissima, 2205 nucleotides. It is a transcript of the gene Nsun2, whose product is annotated as tRNA (cytosine(34)-C(5))-methyltransferase. The record is from RefSeq and is a predicted model, not a curated record. The transcript is spliced from 7 exons. Gene Ontology annotation, biological process: tRNA methylation. NCBI's taxonomy places the organism in Eukaryota, Metazoa, Arthropoda, Insecta, Diptera, Muscidae. Gene Ontology annotation, molecular function: tRNA (cytidine-N5)-methyltransferase activity; tRNA binding. The coding region runs from base 39 to 2189 and encodes 716 amino acids. Gene Ontology annotation, cellular component: cytoplasm; nucleus.